Andrographis paniculata is the source of this 1326-nucleotide messenger RNA. RefSeq names its product ubiquitin-like domain-containing CTD phosphatase. The coding region runs from base 49 to 1065 and encodes 338 amino acids. Gene Ontology annotation, cellular component: nucleus. The transcript is spliced from 6 exons. Gene Ontology annotation, molecular function: phosphoprotein phosphatase activity; protein binding. Lineage: Eukaryota; Viridiplantae; Streptophyta; Magnoliopsida; Lamiales; Acanthaceae. The record is from RefSeq and is a predicted model, not a curated record.
UUUUGUUUUAAAAUUAAUUGCUCAUUUCUCCAAACCGCCUUUAUUCGUAUGGCGACCGAAACGUCGACGGCCGCGGCGGCGGUGGCGGCAUCGCCGUUGACGGAGGAGGAGUUGACUCUGACUGUAAAGUGGAGCGGGAAGGAGUACAUCGUCAGGGUGUGCGGCGACGAUUCAGUUGGGGAGCUCAAGCGGCGCAUUUGCGAGGCCACGAAGGUGCUCCCCAAACGACAGAAACUUCUCUACCCUAAAGUCGGCUCCAGACUUUCCGAUGAUUCUUUACUUCUUUCUCAGAUCCCGCUCAAAUCGUCUCUCAAAAUGACUAUGAUUGGUACAGUUGAAGAUGAUAUAAUUGUUGAUCCGGUGGAGUCCCCGGAAAUUAUUGAUGAUUUUGAGCUUGGGCAAGAUGAAGUUGUGGAUAUUAAAGAUAAAGAAGUCAAUAAACAGAAAUUGAGGCGUCGAAUUGAGCAGUACAAAAUUGAACUUCGAACUCCCUGCCGGGAGGGGAAAAAGCUGCUGGUUCUGGAUAUUGAUUAUACACUCUUUGAUCACCGGUCUCCUGCAGAGAAUCCUUUAGAGCUUAUGCGUCCGUAUCUUCAUGAAUUUCUCUCGGCUGUGUAUGCAGAGUACGAUAUCAUUAUUUGGUCUGCUACCAGCAUGAAGUGGGUUGAAUUGAAGAUGGGGCAGCUCGGGGUACUGAAUAAUCCUAAUUACAAAAUUACUGCUCUUCUUGAUCAUUUGGCAAUGAUUACAGUUCAAUCCGAUAACCGCGGGGUCUUUGAUUGCAAACCACUUGGCCUGAUUUGGGCACACUUUCCUGAGUACUAUAGUGCGAAAAACACUAUCAUGUUCGAUGAUCUACGGAGAAAUUUCGUUAUGAACCCCCAAAAUGGGUUGACUAUCAAGCCAUUCCGGAAGGCUCAUGCAAAUCGUAACAGCGAUCAAGAACUGGUGAAGCUGACCCAAUAUUUACUUGCGAUAGCAGAGCUCGAUGAUCUGAGCACCCUCGAUCACAGGAACUGGGAGUCUUAUAAUGAGGACAGUUUCAAGAGGCGCCGGCAUACAUAGAUUACGGAAUUUUACAUGGACUAUCUUCAAAUGCCUUUGGUUUCAGCUCGACCGGGACAGACAGUUAGAGGUCUCUCUGGCUUUUCUUUUAUGAUAAUAUUUGAUAAGAAGGUUAUAUCCAUUGUUCUUGUAUAAGAAUCAGUAUUUGAUUUGCCGCAUCAAAUAUUGUUAGGGGACUGUGAGCUCAAACUGAAUUAGGUUUUAUAUGAUUUUCUGACCUUAGACUUGGUAUUUUUACAAUAUAUUGAGAAGGGUUGUGUU